AUGGCUUCCGCUGCCCGCUCUGCUUCUCGUCUCCUUCGCUCUGCUCCGGCCUCCUUCCGUCCGGCGGCUCGCAGUGCCCGCUUCGCUCUUCCCGCGCAGGGUGUCCGUGUCGCGGCCCGUCGUGGAUAUGCCUCCGAGGCCGGCUCGGGCAAGUCGUCUGGUGGCUCCGGCGCGAUCUGGGGUAUCGGUCUGGCCGCCGCUGGUGGUGCCGGACUGUACUUCUACCUGAACGGUGAAUCCACGCCCAAGGGUCCCUUCGUCCCUACCAAGGAGGACUACCAGAAGGUGUACGACGAGGUCGCUAAGCUUCUGGCCGCUGAGACCGACUAUGAUGAUGGCAGCUACGGUCCGGUUCUCGUCCGCCUGGCCUGGCACGCCAGCGGCACUUAUGACAAGGAGACCGGCACCGGUGGCAGCAACGGCGCCACCAUGCGAUUCGCACCCGAGUCGGACCACGGCGCCAAUGCCGGUCUGAAGAUCGCCCGCGAGUUCCUCGAGCCCGUCAAGGCCAAGUUCCCCUGGAUCACCUACUCGGACCUGUGGACUCUGGGCGGUGCCUGCGCCAUCCAGGAGCUGGGCGGUCCCCAGAUCCCCUGGAGACCCGGCCGUGAGGACAAGGACGUGGCCGCCUGCACGCCGGACGGCCGUCUGCCCGAUGCCGCCCAGGGCCAGCGCCACAUCCGCGACAUCUUCGGGCGCAUGGGCUUCGACGAUCGCGAGAUGGUCGCUCUGAUCGGAGCGCACGCCCUGGGCCGCGCCCACACCGACCGAUCCGGCUUCGAUGGUCCCUGGCAGUUCAGCCCCACGUCCUUCAGCAACGAGUUCUUCCGUCUUCUUGUUGAGGAGAAGUGGAACAAGAAGAAGUGGAACGGCCCCGUUCAGUUCACCGACAAGUCGACUUCCACCCUGAUGAUGCUGCCCGCCGACAUGGCACUGGUCAACGACCGCACUUUCAAGAAGCACGUCGAGCGCUAUGCGAAGGACAACGAUGCCUUCUUCAAGGAGUUCUCCGAUGUCUUUGUCAAGCUGCUCGAGCUGGGCGUGCCGUUUCAGACCGAGGACCGCUUCGUCUUCAAGACUUCCGAGUAG
This is a messenger RNA of Penicillium lagena, 1089 nucleotides long. Its product is annotated as peroxidase. Gene Ontology annotation, biological process: response to reactive oxygen species; hydrogen peroxide catabolic process; cellular response to oxidative stress. Lineage: Eukaryota; Fungi; Ascomycota; Eurotiomycetes; Eurotiales; Aspergillaceae. The coding region runs from base 1 to 1089 and encodes 362 amino acids. The record is from RefSeq and is a predicted model, not a curated record. Gene Ontology annotation, molecular function: heme binding; peroxidase activity. The transcript is spliced from 2 exons.